This is a messenger RNA of Kwoniella botswanensis, 351 nucleotides long. RefSeq lists its product as uncharacterized. The transcript is spliced from 4 exons. Bases 1 to 351 code for a protein of 116 amino acids. NCBI's taxonomy places the organism in Eukaryota, Fungi, Basidiomycota, Tremellomycetes, Tremellales, Cryptococcaceae. The record is from RefSeq and is a predicted model, not a curated record.
AUGAAAUUCACUUUGACCACUCUCAUCUCCAUUGCCUCUCUCAUGACCCUCGUCAGGGGUCAAAAUGACAACUACUCCAACCCUAUCUUAGUGGCUAAACCGGAUUGUCAAUCGAUGGAUCAAUUCCAAUCUACUUUCGAGAAACUCUGUCCUAUCUGGAUCCCUCCUCCCACAGCUUCCGAUGGAUGGUACUACGAUUCCGCUUCUUUCGUAAGAGGUGGUUCAGAUGGUAAUUCACCAGAUUAUCUCGCUACUGUCAAUUGUCUCUACACCACCCGAGGCGGACAGAAGAACGUCGCUUUUGAGAUUGUCCAAUCUCUUGGUGGGGCAAUUGCCAAUGAGGGUAUCUAG